This is a messenger RNA of Mycena indigotica, 2334 nucleotides long. RefSeq names its product GTP binding. Lineage: Eukaryota; Fungi; Basidiomycota; Agaricomycetes; Agaricales; Mycenaceae. Gene Ontology annotation, cellular component: cytosol. The transcript is spliced from 8 exons. Gene Ontology annotation, biological process: positive regulation of GTPase activity. The record is from RefSeq and is a predicted model, not a curated record. Bases 1 to 2334 code for a protein of 777 amino acids. Gene Ontology annotation, molecular function: guanyl-nucleotide exchange factor activity.
AUGACCUCUCUCACUGACUUUGGAUAUCGGUUGUGCGAUCUCUCCAACUCUCCUUCUUCCAGCAACUGGCACGAUGUAGAAACGACAGCUCAAGCACUGGCAAAUGGGCUUAGAGUCCGCGAUGGCCCAAUCGAUAACCAUACUCCAUUGGGGAAGACUGCUCUGCCUCAAGCUUUGACCAGCCUUCUCAGUUCCGCUCUACAAGGAAGCCCCACGCCGGCAUCAACACACGUUCCUGUUGUGUUUGAGCUACUUCGCGUCUCUGCCAAUCUCUGCAUUGACCAUGACGAAAAUCGUGGCCAUUUGCUAGAGUCUGGUCUCCCACAGGCAGUCGUUUCGCUUCUGGAAGGAUAUGCUGAAUCGAUACCCAAUCCUCCGACAUCUUCACCGCUCCCUCUCACAAUCCCCCACCUCAAAGUCGUUAGGACGGCCAUUGGCGUAUUGUUGAAUGUCAGCUUGAACUAUGACCCCGUCAAGUCGCGUUUGCGCUCGCUCGAUGCGGCAUUGACGAUCAUGAGAUUGUCCACCGCUAUUUACCCUCCCGCCGCCUGGCUCUCGGCGGUGCCAACGGAGGGAGAAGAUUUGGAGGAAUCAUGGGCUUUGCGAAGUGGUGUGUCCAGCUGGGCAUGGAAGACAAUCGUCGAUUUGAAGGAAGUCAAGGAUGAAUCCCUGCAGAUAUUCAAUCAAGACGUUCUGCCCCUCUUGACCCCGGCACUCGAAGCUUUCUCUUCCCCAUACCCAAUCAAGUCUGCCACGUUUGAGGCAGACACUGAGCUGUUCGAAGACCUUCUCGUUACCGACUUUGAGGUGCUUGAACAGUCGUGUACCUUCUUAGAAUCGCUUUCUCUUGACAUAGAGGAUGUCCGUCUCUCACUCGCGCGUGGAUUCAACUUCCCUGCGGAACACGGAGGCACCCCAUGCCUGUCUACUAUCUUGGACUUCAUCGAGAAAGGCGACUACCCUGUGCUCUGGCAGACUGUUUUCCUGGAGGCGGACCGAAGGCGCCGCGAGAAGGUAUUCGACAACUGCAAAGCAGCACUCAUCAAGUCCGUCGUUGAGGUUGCUGGUGAAGAGCGCAAUGAAGAUGUCCUCUGGGAUGAUUCAGAGAGCAGGCCGGGCGGAGAUUUUGUCUGUCGUAUGGUCGAUUUGAUCAAGAAGUACCUGGCAGAUGUUGAAUCUGGCGCUUCGGGGAAGGACUCGUUUGCGCAACGGGACGAUUUAGUCAUCUGCGCUACUCUCUCGCUUGGGAAUCUAGCACGAAGAGAAAAGAAUUCGAGUGUCUUGUUGUCUCCUCCACAUUCGUUGGCGCCAUGUUUGACCUCUCCCCAUCUCCUGGCCCCGUUAACUGACAUCAAAAUGAAACAUGGUGUCAUCGGGUUGCUCAAGCACCUUGCCCAAUCCUCCGCGCAUUCUACUGUGAUUCAUGACGCACUGUCGGAGGCUCAGGUUGUUCAACGUAUGACGAAGAGCGGCGUUUGGGAUGAAAAGGUAGACGAGAUGGCUGACAUCGUUCAGCUCAGUGCGAUUGGUGUCGUCAAGCAUAUGUGCAACGCAAAUGUGGAAAACACAUUCACGUUGAUACUCGGAGAUGAACCGACGGGGCUCUCUCUGAUAAUGGCCCUCGUUAAACGGACACGGUCAACUGCAAUUCGAAGCGAAGGGACCCGCGUGCUGGUAAACGCAAUCAAGUCAUUGUGGUCUACAGAGCCAGCGACCAGCCCUGUUGCACAAGGGCUCAACACAGCUGAAGCCGUGACGGAGCGACAAGAAAAGCGCAAUGCGGCAAUGCAGAAAGUUCUGACGCACGAUUGCGCAUUCGCUCUCGCAAGCCUUGUCGGACGGAGUGCCAAAUACCCACUUUUGGUAAACGAGGGAGUGGUUGCGUUGAGCUUGAUGAGCACGAUAAAAUCCGGUGGACCACUGGCCCUGACCGCCAUUCUAACGCCGAUCCCCUCGGAUGCACCCCCUCCAAGUGAACCAAUAUCCACUCCGGCUUCCGCUAGCAGCGAGCAACCAACGUCAGGCAGUGACUUGAGUUCGCCAGUUGUGACCACGCCAUCAACUCGUGGACGGCCAACGAUACCACGAAACGCACUUGAUAUGCUCAUUGCUGUCCUAAGAAAUGUCGACAACCCAGUCAACUUCCAGAUGGAGGUCCGUGUCAAUGUGUGCUCGUUCUUUGUGCAGUUGACACGCCAUACCUCUGGCCCGGAAUUGGGGCGGAUAAAGGACGCCGUCAGGCCGGUAGUAGAGGGUGUUGCGGAAGGCUUACAGACCGGGGAGGCGGAUCUGCUAUCCAAGGCAACACAAAAGCUGCUAGAUUUGUGGGCUUGA